Molecule: messenger RNA, 598 nt
Organism: Osmia lignaria (orchard mason bee)
Lineage: Eukaryota; Metazoa; Arthropoda; Insecta; Hymenoptera; Megachilidae
Product: protein FAM177B
Source: RefSeq, a predicted model, not a curated record
CUGCUUUGUGAUUCAUAUAGUUCCUUUUUUAGUGUUGGGUGUAGCUGACAUCAUAAAUGAGUGUUUGUAAAUAAUAUCUUGCAAUUCCUGCACAUUUUGUUUCAAAUUAUUGAUUAUGGAUGCAGAAAAUGAUAAGCCCUCUGAUUUAUCGCAUGUUGUUUUGAAAGAAACUUCUAAUAAUGUAGCGCAUGAUCGUAAGUCAUUAAAGCAACCGAAACGUAUAUUACACUUUUCGGACGGUGAUAUGGAAGAAUAUUCUGAAGAUGACCCGGAUUCUUCAGAAGAGAAUAAAAUAACUCACAAUCAGAUCGACCCACACACCCUUAACUGGUUACCUUGGACUUGGUAUCAAACAACAUUGGUUGGUGGCAAGAUAUUGACUGGUUGCGAUUAUGUAGGUGAAUGGUUGGCAAAUUUUUUUGGUAUUACAUCCCCAAAAUAUGAAUUUGAAAUUAAUGAAUUCCAUAGACUUCAGGCUCUUGAAAAUGAAAUGUUACAUAAACAGGAUUUAGAAAUGGGUGGAUGGAAUGCUCAGAAUCAACAUAAUCUUAUAAAUGAUAAUAAUGUGCAAUAAGAUUAUAAUUGUUGUUUUACAUUA